CCACACCACCCCGUUCACCCCGCUCCCUCUCUCCCGCAUCGCAUCGACGCUCGCCGACGCCAUCCUUUCCCCCCGCCUCCACGGCUCGAACAAUCGAAUCCGAUCCCGGCCGACCGCGGCUCUAUACAUCGCGCCGGCCGCCCGGCCCGCUGAUGGAGGAGGCGGAGGCCGGGGACGACGGGAGGCCCGCGACGGCUUCGGCGGCGGCGAUGGAGGCCAAGGGGAAGGCCAAGAGGGACGGGGUCGUCAAGGAGGUGAUACGGCUCGAGCGCGAGUCCGUCAUCCCCAUCCUCAAGCCCAAGCUCGUCAUGAAGCUCGCCUACCUCAUCGAGCGCGACAAUGACCGUGCCGAGUUCAUGAAGCUAUGCAAGAGGGUGGAGUACACAAUCCGUGCUUGGUAUCUUCUCCAAUUUGAUGAUCUAAUGCAAUUGUACGCAUUAUUUGAUCCUGUUAAUGGUGAGAAGAGUUUGGAGCAGCAGGGCAUGACAUCCAAUGAGCUUGAUACUCUAGAACUCAAUUUCUUAACCUACAUUUUUCAGAUAAUGGAAAAGAGCAACUUCAAGUUGCUAUCCGACGAAGAGUAUGAGGUAGCCCAGUCUGGCCAGUAUCUUCUGAACCUCCCCAUAAAAGUUGAUGAAUCAAGGGUAGACAGCAAGCUUUUGACAAGGUACUUUAAGGACCACCCACAUGAUAAUCUACCAGCAUUCGCUGAUAAGUAUAUCGUCUUCCGUCGGGGUAUUGGAAUUGAUCGGACAACUGACUACUUCUUCAUGGAGAAACUGGAUGUCAUCAUAUCUCGAGCAUGGAGGUCAUUGCUCAGGGUAACAAGGAUUGAUAGAUUAUUCUCGAAGAGACAAGUACCGUCAAAUAAAGACAAAAAGAAGAGUGAUGAAAUUAAUGAAGAUGCAGAAGAACCAGAUCUCUAUGUUGAGCGUGUUCGUCUAGAGAAAAUGGAGCUAAGCAUAAAGAAUCUGUUAAGAAAAAUGACCAUUCAAGAGCCUGCAUUUGAAAGGAUGAUCGUGGUGUAUAGGAAGGCUAGCACAGAAAGUAAACCAGAUCGUGGGAUAUAUGUAAAGCACUUCAAGCACAUUCCAAUGGCCGAUAUGGAGCUAGUCCUGCCAGAGAAGAAAAACCCUAGUUUAACACCAAUGGACUGGGUUACAUUUCUAAUAUCUGCCGUGAUUGGAUUGGUCACUCUAAUAAGUUCUCUUGAAAUGCCAAAGGCUGACAUAUGGUUUGUUACAGCUAUCUUAUCUGGUCUGAUUGGAUACUGUGCAAAGAUCUACUUCACAUUCCAAGCAAAUAUGGUCACAUACCAAAAUUUGAUUACAAAGUCAAUGUAUGAUAAGCAACUUGAUAGUGGGAAAGGAACACUUCUUCACUUGUGUGAUGAUGUGAUCCAGCAAGAAGUUAAGGAGGUUAUCGUUUCUUACUAUAUUUUGAUGGAGCAAGGAAAGGCCACUAUACAGGAUCUUGAUUUACGUUGCGAACAGCUCAUCAAGGAAGAGUUUGGCGUGGAGUGCAACUUUGAUGUUGUGGAUGCUGUAAAGAAGCUAGAAAAGCUGGGUAUUGUUUCUCGGGACUCAAUUGGGAGGAUCCUAUGUGUUCCAUUGAAGCGGGCAAAUGAGAUCAUAGGGACAACUACUGAAGAAAUGGUGAUCCGAGCCCAGCAAGCCCCGGCUGCUUCAUAAGUUCCACAACAUGUCAGUGAUAAUUCAUUCACUGUCGCAAGAUUUCACGCUGCAAAGCCCAUCGUGUCUGUCCAAUCUCCUGUGCAGUUUUCCUGGUGUAUCAUAUCAUUUGUUCAUACAGGCUGCCUUAUUCUUCCAUUUGUUCAUUUUUUUGUAAAUAAGAAUGAUAUCAUGAUUUUUACAGCAUAUGAGAAGUGGAAAAAGUGAACUGUACAGCACUGAAUUAACAUGGACAAGACUAUAGUUUAUGCAA
Molecule: messenger RNA, 1944 nt
Organism: Setaria italica (foxtail millet)
Lineage: Eukaryota; Viridiplantae; Streptophyta; Magnoliopsida; Poales; Poaceae
Exons: 15
Coding region: 153-1691 (512 amino acids)
Source: RefSeq, a predicted model, not a curated record